AUGGAGGUUGUGCGUGGCGCGGUGCCCGACUGGCUCCGCGGCGCGUACCUCCGCAACGGCCCCGGCCUGUUUGAGGCGGGCGAGCGAAGGCUGCGGCACUGGUUCGACGGCUACGCCCUGCUAACCCGCGUGCAGCUCAGCGGUGGAGAGACGCCUCCGCGCCUCACGACUCGCUUCGUCGAGACCGACGCGCUAACGGCGGCGCGGGCGGGCUCCCUCGGGUACGCCGAGUUCCAGACUCCGCUCAGCGAGCCGGGCGGUGGCGUGGCGGGCGCGCUUCGGUCCCUGGCGGCGCUCGCGGCGGGAGACCCAACGGACAACUGCUGCGUCAACCUCGUCCGGCACGGCGGCGACCUCGUCGCGAUGACCGAGACGCAGCGCUCCUGGAGGGCAAUCGACCCGGCGACGUUGAAGCGCGUGCCGUGGGCGGCAGGCUCGCGGCUGGGCGUGCUGGGCACGGCGCACCCGCACCCCGACCCGGCGGGCGGAGGAGGGCUGAUCAACGUGGCGACCGACAUCAACCCUCCCUUCUUCUCGUCGUACCAGGUCUACACGGUGAGCGCACAGCCGCCGUGGCAUCGCCAGCUCCUCGCCUCGAUCCCGUGCGACGACCGCGCGGCGCCUCGCCGGCUGCACUGGUUCGGACUCGCGUCCGUGACGUGGCUGACUGAUGGCCAGCUCCUUGGCUUCUCAGGCGCCGCGCUGGCUGCACUCGUUCGGCGUCACGGACCGGACAUGCGACUGCUCGCCCAGUGCAGGUCGCCGGUGCCACUGCCCGCCGGCUUCCACGGCUGCUGGCUGGAGGAGGGGGGCGGGCUCGGGACCGUAGCGAGGCCGCUCAAGUUUGUUGUUUUUGACUCGGUUGCGGCGCGCCGGCAUGCGCGGGUGAUGCGAUGGCUGAACUAG
This is a messenger RNA of Emiliania huxleyi CCMP1516, 906 nucleotides long. RefSeq lists its product as hypothetical. The transcript has 5 exons. Gene Ontology annotation, molecular function: carotenoid dioxygenase activity. Gene Ontology annotation, biological process: carotene catabolic process. Bases 1 to 906 code for a protein of 301 amino acids. Lineage: Eukaryota; Haptophyta; Isochrysidales; Noelaerhabdaceae. The record is from RefSeq and is a predicted model, not a curated record. Gene Ontology annotation, cellular component: chloroplast.